GAGAGAGAGAGAGAAAAAAAAAAGAACAACAAAAGCAAAACCAAUAAAGAAAUGAAAGAAAGAAAGAGAGAGAAAGAGAAAGAGAAAGGAAACCCAAAGAGACAAAGGUUCUCAAAACUCCAUGAUUAAUUCAAAAAUUCUCUCAAAAACAGGACCUAUUUUUUCUUUUUUUAUUUAAAAUUUUUUCUUUCACCCCCACCCCACUUCUCUUACUACUUAAUCCAGUGUAAGAAGACCUCUCAAAGGUUCUACAAAGAGUUGUUUUGUUAAGAACUACAAAGCCAAGAGAAAAAAGAAAAAGAAAGAAAGAAAAGAAAGGGAAAGUGGAGAUAAACAGAAGAGAAAAAGAAAGAGAAAGAAAAGUUAAAGAAAAGGAGCUAAUAAGCUAAGCCAUAUAGUAGUAUUAACAGUACUAGUACCAGUACCAGUAGUUUGUGUAAAUCAUUUUCAAGUUGUUUGACAGUAUCAUCAGUUGAGAGAGUUGGAGAAGGCUAAAUUGAAUUUAAAGGGAAUAUUAUGAAUAGAGCUGGUGUCUUGCAACAAAGCUCGCCGGUGCAACAAAUGAUGGCGGCCGGAAACCCUAACUGGUGGAACUACAACACCAUGAGGCCACCAACUCAGCCAGUAGUGCUGCCUUCUCCUAGCUUCUUGUACCCACAAUUUAUUCCCACUAAUACUGCUACUACAACUACCACCACUACCACCACCACUUCUAAUUCCUCUUCAUCUAAUUCUUCUGCUAAUUCUUCUCAUCUUGAGCUUCCUAAUAUGCCUUCUUGGCAUGAUAAUAACCAGGACCAGCUUCCCGAGUCUUGGAGCCAACUCCUCCUGGGAGGAUUGGUUGGUGAAGAAGAAAAGGCUAUUAAUAUGAUGAACCACUUUCAAGUGAAGAAGUUGGAGAAUUGGGAAGAUCAUGAUAAUCAACACAAUCAUCAUCAUCAUACUCAUCCUCAUCCUCAUCAGAUGCUGAGUAACACAACUCAGGCUUCUAAUGCUUCGGUGGUAGAUGUGAAGCAAGAAAAUACAGCAGCCUAUGUGUACGGACAUGGAAACCAAGAGUAUGAACCGGCGAAACUUGGUAGUCCUUGGUUAUCUCCACAUCAUCAGCACCAAUUAAUAAUGGCAGCAAGUAAUAGUAAUUCCUCUCCCAAAUCAUCCUGUGUCACAAGUUUCAGUAGUAACAUGUUGGACUUCUCUAACAUCAAACCUGAUCACCGCACCACCACCACCACUACCCAUCCGCCGCCACUACUUCAGGAUCGGUCCUCUGAGUGUAACAGCACUGCAACUGAAGGAGCGCCACUCAAGAAAGCUAGGGUUCAACCUUCUUCAACCCAAACAACUUUCAAGGUGAGGAAGGAGAAAUUAGGUGACAGAAUUACUGCUCUUCACCAGUUAGUUUCCCCAUUUGGAAAGACUGACACAGCCUCUGUCUUGUUAGAAGCUAUUGGGUACAUCAGAUUCCUUCAGAGUCAAAUUGAGGCUCUCAGCUUACCUUACUUGGGCAGUGGAUCUGGAAACAUGCGACAACAACAGUCUGUUCAUGGGGAGAGGAAUUGCAUGUUCCCUGAAGACCCUGGUCAGCUAUUGAAUGAUAAUUGCAUGAAAAGGAAAGGGGCUCCUGAUCAACAGGAUUCUCUCGAGGAGCCAAAGAAAGAUCUGAAGAGUAGGGGGCUGUGUUUGGUGCCUGUUUCAUGCACACUGCAAGUUGGGAGUGACAACGGAGCAGAUUAUUGGGCCCCGGCUCUUGGCGGCGGAGGCGGUGGAGGUUUCCGGUAAACAAAGAAUUAAGUUGGUCUAAUGGCGCGGCAGCACAAAGAGAGUUUUGUUGGAGAACGAUAUAACAUCAUGAGCAGUCACUCUGCUAAAAAAUCUAAGGCUGAUUGCUCAUGAUGCUAUACAAUCUUCAACCCUGUUUGUGUUGUUUGCUUAUUAAGCUGCUAGCUAGUAGUUUUUAAUUGGGGAUUUGCAAGUCAUCCUUAAGAAAAAAACUCUCCCUCAUUUUAAGUCUUUUUAUUAAAUUUGUCUGUCGUCAUAUUUCUUUAAUUACGUACUCUAUACGUACGUACGUACAAUAUUGCUGUUAUUGUACAUGCAUGCAUGCAGUUUUAGAAAUGUACUAAUUAUCAUUUCAUUAAGA
Molecule: messenger RNA, 2140 nt
Organism: Humulus lupulus (European hop)
Lineage: Eukaryota; Viridiplantae; Streptophyta; Magnoliopsida; Rosales; Cannabaceae
Product: transcription factor bHLH68-like
Exons: 9
Coding region: 517-1779 (420 amino acids)
Biological process (GO): regulation of transcription by RNA polymerase II
Cellular component (GO): nucleus
Molecular function (GO): protein dimerization activity; DNA-binding transcription factor activity, RNA polymerase II-specific; RNA polymerase II cis-regulatory region sequence-specific DNA binding
Source: RefSeq, a predicted model, not a curated record